Musca domestica (house fly) is the source of this 3068-nucleotide messenger RNA. RefSeq names its product YTH domain-containing protein 1 (gene Ythdc1). Gene Ontology annotation, cellular component: nucleoplasm. The transcript has 3 exons. Gene Ontology annotation, molecular function: mRNA binding; N6-methyladenosine-containing RNA reader activity. The record is from RefSeq and is a predicted model, not a curated record. Bases 377 to 2515 code for a protein of 712 amino acids. Lineage: Eukaryota; Metazoa; Arthropoda; Insecta; Diptera; Muscidae. Gene Ontology annotation, biological process: mRNA splicing, via spliceosome; regulation of alternative mRNA splicing, via spliceosome.
UGUUGUCUGCACCCUAGUCAUUUCGGCUUCUCUCAAAUUGACGCAUCAAAAGGGGAUUUCUACGAAAAAUUUAAUAAUUUAUUAAUAAAAACUAAAGAAAUCUCAUUUAAAACAAGUGAAAAGGCUUCAGUAGUCAUUACUUUACACGGUUUAAGUGAAAUAUUGACAGAAGUAGAAGGAGAAGAAAGAACAAGUAAACAAAAAGUAGGGAAGGAAAAAAGACGGAACCACACACAUUUCACAUUUCUUGUUUACGGGUCGUUUGCAAUAGAAGAAAAGUACAUUAAAGUGCGUUCAUCGUUCCCUGCGUUUCUGUGUGUAUAUAUUUAAGUAUAUGUACAAACGUAGAGUGAAUUACUAAUAUUUGGUACAACCGAUGAAAAUCAUGGCCGACAUGGACGCCGUACACUUGGGUUUGGACGAGAACGAAGCCGACAUUGCUGAGGAACUACAACAUUUCGAUGAUUCAUUUGAUACACGUAGCGAAGCGUCCGAGUCGGACUCUUCCUCGGAUUCUCAACCCAGUAUUAGUUCCAUGGGUUCGGAAAAUUCGAACGAAUCGAAAACAAAACGUAAAACAAAAACUAAGAAACUUGACAAAUCGUCCAAGUCCACUCCGGACCAAAAGGCAGCUAAGCGUUCUGUAUCACCGGCCAAGGAUACUGCCGUAAAUGGUAAAAGUCCUUCUAAAAAGCGAAAGGAUAGCGGCAGUAAAUCUGCUGAGCAGUCCAAGGAUUUUAUUGGUCCAAUUAAACCUGACUCUAUUGAAAGUGCUUCCAAGAAAUCUCGCAAAAAGUCUAUUGACGCUGGACCAAAUACAUCAACGAAUAGUGCCAACGUUAGUGGCAGUGUCAAAAGUGAUGCAAGUGAUGAUGAGUGUACUAACAAGCCCAAGGCCUCUGCGUACGAUAGUGAUUCUGAAUCGGAAAAUUCAGACUCGGCAGCAAAUAUAAAGCGUAAUGGCCGCAAAACAUCAUCCAAAAACUCGACACCAGAAAAAAGAACUUCAUCAUCCAGAUCUGGUGCAAAAGGCGUUUCCUCUUAUGAUUAUAAGACUAAACUGAACUAUCUAUUUCGCGAUACACGUUUCUUUUUGAUAAAAUCAAACAAUGCGGAUAAUGUUACGCUGUCUAAGACGAAAAAUGUUUGGGCCACUUUACCGCAAAACGAUUCAAAUUUGACACAGGCCUUUAAAGAGUCACGUAAUGUUCUGUUAAUUUUCUCCGUCAAUGAAAGUGGUAAAUUCGCUGGCUUCGCUCGUAUGAGUGCUCCCUCGAAUCGUGAAAUUCCACAGCCAGACUGGGUAUUACCAUCAAGCAUUUCAGCAAAAGCACUGGGUGGCGUAAUUGAAAUUGAUUGGAUUUGCCGUAAGGAACUGUCGUUCAAUUGUACAUCACAUUUGUACAAUUCAUGGAACGAAGGUAAACCGGUGAAAAUUGGACGAGAUGGACAAGAAAUUGAACCCAAGGUGGGUGCAGAGUUAUGUCGGCUAUUUCCGGAAGAUGAAAAAGUGGAAUUAACACCCAUAUUGCGCAAAUCUAAAGCCACGGCAAAAAUGAUGAGAGAAAAAGGCAUACGAAUGGUGUAUAAGGCACCGAAAAGUUUAUCAUCGCGAGGAGGCGGUGGUGGACGCAUCAAUCAUUUUCGUUCUGGUGGCGGCGGUGACCGUAAUCGGGAUGGCGGUGGUCCCAUGCGCCAUAAGAGAUUCGGCAGUUCACAUCGUACUUAUAAAAUGCCAUACCAUCCCGGUGGCGGCGGCUACAAAAGAGGUGGUUCUCCCUAUAGAGGAGGGCCAGGUGGCGGAGCCGGUGGUAACGGACAAACAAGAGCCGGUGGUGGUGAUGCCGGCCUACCACCUUGGGAUCGUUAUAUAACACCAACAGCUGCUGCUGAAGCAUACUUGGUAGAUUAUAUGCGAACAAUGCACGGUCAGCUGCCACCACUGCCAUUUGUUCCGCCUUUUGGUCAAAUGCCACCACCAACACCAGGUGGAACAGCUGUUCCACCCCCAGGUUUACCAGCUUCCAUGUACGAAUUUCCUCCUCCAAGCAGAUACUAUGAUGGGCCACCACUACCCGACUAUCCGCCUCCGCAACCAGCACGUCCACCACCACCCGGCUACGACAAGAGUGGUCCAUCGUUUGAAGACUUUGCAGCCUGGAAACAUGCCGGUCUACCCACAGGAUCACUGCCACCAGGAUUUCCUCCCAGCGCUCCCGGUGUUACAAGUACAGCUGCCGCUGGCACAACCAGUACAACAACCAGCAGCACAGCAGGUGGUCCACCAAACACAACGUAUCGUAUCAAUCGCAACAACGAUAUGAACAAUGCCAAUGUGAAUCGUGCGCGCGAUCGCCCAGGUCGGGGUAAUGACUAUCAUCACCGUGGCGGUGGUAAUGUAGGCGGUUCUUCACGUGCACCUGGCGGUGGUGCUGACCGUGAUCGUGGUAAUAUCCGCAGUGGGGGUGUCAGUGAACGCAGUAGUGGUCGAUAUAGCCGGGGAAGUCGUCGUUAAGUGUAACGCGGAAUAAAAGUAAAAAAAGAUUUAAAAAAAGAGAAAAAUCCGCAAAGUAAUGGUUUUACCAACUAAAAAAUAUUAAUUUUAAAUCGGUUAAUAACGGUAAUCUAAUGAGACAAAUACACCCCUUCUGCGCAAACCUUCCGGUCUACAAACACUUCAGCAGAUCACACCACACAACUCUAAUUAGUGAUUGUAAUUUACUUAAAACAUUCAACAGAAAAAAAUCAACAGAAUCCCUAAAGUUUACAAAAUAUUCUCAACAUUUGAAAAGUGCAUAGAAAUCGAAAUAUUUUUUAUUCUAUUGCCCUCAGAAAGAGAGAGAGAGAAGGAAAUGCUAAACCUCAACACAACAAAAGAAUAAUAAUGAAACAAAACAAAAUAUUUAACAGUGUGAAAGAAAAAGUUCUUGAAAAAAUAUUAAGAAACUUAUUUUUAGUAUUUAACUUUAUUUAGUUCUUUCCUACAUCAUUUAGAACUUUUAAGAAUUACGAAAUGAAAAAUAUAUAUAUAUUUAAAAAAAAAGAUAAAAGAAAAAAUAAAAACAAAA